AUGAAGUCUCUCCAAUUCAUGAGUGCUGAAGCAUUCGUGUCAAAUGCAGAGUUUGCCAGGAAGAGUCUCAGCAGUGUUGCCCCGAACCUUUUUCCUCUUCUUUUUAAAGCCGGCUAUUUACUGGAGCAAGGUCAAGUGAUCCAUGACUUGGUAGAGAACUGGCCACUUGCUGACUUUAACAUGGGAAAACUUUUGGGAAGCACCAUGGACUACCAGGAAGACCUGACACACAGAACAUGCUCAGUGUGCUUGGAAAGCUGUCUGAUAGGACUGAGAGACUAUGUGCUGCAUCAUUCUACUCCCUACGUGAAAAGGUUGAAGGUGGUCGACUUGACUGCUAUAAAGGAUGUUGAAGUUCAGUUCUGCCAGUGUAAGAAGACAAUGGGCAGGUGGGCCAGGACACAGCUGCUCUCUAAGCUUUGUUUAGAACUGCUGGUUUACCUGCAACAAACACAGUGCAAUAUGGAUACCUUUGAAAUCAGUAUCGAUGUGCUAAUUGACUUAUUUGUUACAGAGCGGAACUAUGAGCUGGUAGUGCAGGCCCUGUUGAAGAAGUCCUGUUGUCCAUUGAAGAUCUGCUGUGUGGCAUUCAGAUCUGACAACUUGGCUUUGCAGAAAUUCUUCUAUAUCAUAAACCUCACCGAUCCAUCCUUGUUGCGCAAACUGGAAGUGGUUCACAAUGUUCACUUGGAAAUGGAACACUUGGAAAUACUCUUCAACAGUGUCCACUUCCCUAUGUUGAUGUCCUUGACCUUGCCAGCACGAACAUUUAAUGUGCAGACGUUCACAGCUACAGAUGAAAGAAUGCUCACUAACAUAGGAGAAAAGAUGGCUGAAAUGACGCAGCUGACUGAGCUGAGUGUGUCAUUUUCUAUACUCACAGGAAGACUACAGAAACUCCUCAGUCCACUAAAAACUCCACUGAAGAUACUCGAUGUUUCUAACUGCUCACUGAACCAUGCUGAUAUGACAUAUUUAGCCAACAGCUUCCACGCUAAUCACUUAGAAACCCUGGACCUGAGUGGUCACAAUAUACCUGACUUUUACUCAUCAAUAUUCUUUAAGCUUCUCAGCCAUUCCUCUUCAGUGCUAAGGAGUCUUACCUUGGAGGACUGCAACAUCCAAGACAUUCAUGUCAACAUGUUGAUUUUAGGUUUAAGCUCUUGUCAGAAACUACAGGAGUUUAAGUUUCUUGGAAACCCACUGACAUCCCAAGCACUGAAACACCUUUUCACAUUUCUCUGUGAGUUGCCAAUGCUGAAAAAUGUGGAGUUCCCAGUCCCAAGGGAUUGCUAUCCUAUUGGCAUCACCUACCCAAUUGAUGAUGCCAGUCUCUGCAGGUUUGAUCACCAAAAAUAUGAAGAUGUAGUAAAGGAGCUUAACCUCAUUUUACUCAAAGCAAAUAGGGAGGAUGUGAAGGCUUCAACUCCCCUCUUUGGCAGUUAUGAUGCAGCUGUUCAAGAGACAAACAAUGAACUGGGAGCUUACUUGAUCAAGUCAUUCAAAGAGACUUUAGAAAAACUUACUACAUCUCUUAACAAAAGUAGUUAA
This is a messenger RNA of Chaetura pelagica (chimney swift), 1551 nucleotides long. It is a transcript of the gene LRRC14B, whose product is annotated as leucine rich repeat containing 14B. The transcript is spliced from 2 exons. The record is from RefSeq and is a predicted model, not a curated record. Lineage: Eukaryota; Metazoa; Chordata; Aves; Apodiformes; Apodidae. Gene Ontology annotation, cellular component: cytoplasm. Bases 1 to 1551 code for a protein of 516 amino acids.